Molecule: messenger RNA, 3033 nt
Organism: Micromonas pusilla CCMP1545
Lineage: Eukaryota; Viridiplantae; Chlorophyta; Mamiellophyceae; Mamiellales; Mamiellaceae
Product: helicase
Exons: 2
Coding region: 1-3033 (1010 amino acids)
Biological process (GO): recombinational repair
Cellular component (GO): nucleus
Molecular function (GO): hydrolase activity; 3'-5' DNA helicase activity; DNA binding
Source: RefSeq, a predicted model, not a curated record
AUGGCCCCCGCCGCCGCGGCGGCGCUCGUCGCGCCGGUUCGAGCGCUGCCGUCGCUGUCGCGGCGACGUCUUCAUCGUCGCGCGAGAUGGCGGCGCGGGCAUCGCGCGUCCUCGUCGCAGGUCGAGAUCGACGAGAUCGCAAUCGGAGACGUCGAUCGCGUCGUCUCCCCGCUCCCUCCCCCGAGCCCCGAGCAAGCGUCCGUGGUGCGUUCCGUGUGUCACGAUCGCGCGAAUGUCAUCUGCGAGGCCGUCGCCGGGAGCGGGAAGACGACGACGGUGCUGCACUGCGCCGCCGCCGCGCCGGGGAUCAAGUUCUUGUGCCUGACGUACAACGCGCGACUGAAGCUUCACGCGCGCAAGCGCGCGGCCGAGCUCGGCCUCGCGAACCUGGAGGUGCACUCCUUCCACGCGCUCGGGGCGAGGUACUACGUGAACGACUGCAGGAACGACGAGGCGCUGCGGCGGCUCGUGGACGGCGAUUUCGCGCCGCGGAACGGCGCGCCCGCGUUCGAUUGCCUCGUCGUCGACGAGGCGCAGGAUCUCACGCCGCUGCUCCACCGACUCGUGUUGAAAGCGAUUCGCGACCGCGACGCGUCAUCAUCGGGAGCGACGCCGGCGUCGCUCCUGAUCCUCGGCGACUCGAGACAGAGCAUAUAUCAGUUCCGCGACGCGGACAGUCGGUUCCUGACGUUCGCGGACCGAGGGCUGUACCGACCGGCGACCGCGGAUGCAGACGAAACAGAAAACGACGAAUCAGAAACCGACGCGGCCGCGCCGCCGCCGCCGCCGCCGUGGCGUCUGCACACGCUCCGCACGUCCUUCCGCGCGACGCCAGCGAUCGCGUCGUUCGUGAACGACGUCAUGCUCGGGUACCCGUGCAUCACGCCGUCGCCGCAUCGGGCGGGCCGCGGCACGCCCGUCGCGUAUAUGGUCGGCGACGCGUUCGCGAUGCCCGACGCGCUCGUGGACGAGAUCGACUACCUCCUCACCGCGAAGGGAUACGCGCACGAUGACAUAUUCAUCCUGACGCCUUCGCUGAAGGGCGCGAAGUUGAACAGCAAGACGCCGCUCGCGCGGCUGGAGAACGCGCUGGUGACGCGGCUCAACGCGCCCGUGUUCGUCUCCGCGUCGGACGAAGGUGAUCAACUCGACAGCGAGGAACUCUCCGAUGCGCUCAUUCGCGGGAAAAUUUGUCUCACCACGUAUCACGCGAGCAAAGGGUUGGAGCGGCCGGUCGUCAUCGUCUUCGGGUUCAGCGCGGAGUACUUCGCGUACUACGCGCGUUCCCAUCCGACGACGAGCUGCCCGAACGCGCUGUACGUCGCGGCGACGCGCGCGAGCGAGCGCCUGUAUCUCGUCGCGGAGGCGGAGGAGAACGGCCACCUGCCGUUUCUGCGGUGCCGGCCCGAGGCGCUCGACGCGUUCGGCGCGCCGCUGCCGUCGUACCUCAACGUGCGCCGCUGCGGGCGCAUGCGCCCUGAGAAGACCGCGGCGCCGACGCCGUCGUCGCGGUUCGCGGCGACGGACCUCGUGAAGUUUCUCCCGGAGUCGACGAUCGCGACGGUCACCGCGAUGUUGCGCGCGACGGAGGUAUCGCCGCCGACGAAGGACGCGCGGAUCGACGGCACGGUGCCGUCGCUCGCGGGGAAAGGGCUCAUCGAGUCCGUGUCCGACGUCACCGGCCUCGCCGUCGUCGCCGCGCACGAGCACCGGCACUUCUCCGCCGCGAAGGCGAAGAACGGGACUCGCGGGGCGGCGUGGGCGAGCUCGAGGAGUACGGCGCUUGCGCGGCGGUUGGAGAGCAGCUUCGAGAAGCUGACGCGGCAGACGAAAGCGAGCGCGGCGCGGGGCGCGCUGCGGAAGGGCGACCAGACCGACGACGCGUCGAUCGCGGUGGACGACUCGCGCGCCAUCUCGCACAUCCGAGACGUCUUGGCGAGAGACCCGGAGACGACGUCGGACUUUUUGAAACUCGCCGCGUGGUACGAAGCCGUGGAGGGCGGGUACCUCUUUCGCCCGUUUCAGCUGUCGACGUUCGAUUGGGUCACCCCCGCGGCGGCGGCGAUCUGCGCUGGCGUGCUCGAGACGCACCUCCCGUGCGCCGCCGCCGGCGCCGCCGACGACGACGACGACGCGUCGCCGAGGGUGCGUUACGAAAAGCGUUACGACGUCUCGUUCAAGUUUGGCGCGCCGAUCGUCACGAUCGUCGGCGCCGCGGACGCGGUCACCGCCGGCGCGGACCCCACGAUUUUCGAGGUGAAGUGCGCGAAGCGUCUGAUGCCCGAGCAUCUCCUGCAGCUCGCGACGUACCAGUGGUUGGACGCGUUCGGCGUCGUCCAGCGACGCGUCGCGGACGCGCGCGAGAGAGCGGCGGAAGAGAAGGCGACGACGACGACGACGACGACGACGACGACGACGACGCGCGAGAAAAAGAACGGCGCGAAAGGUUUCGGGAGAAACGCGCGCGAGUACACGGACGAAGAGGCCGAGGACGCGGUCUCGAUCAUCGACGCGUUCGAGCGCUUUGGCGGUGACGCGGACGCGGUGAUGAAACGCGCCGUCUUGCUGAACGCGCGCACGGGCGAGGCGUUGGCGUUGAACGCGGACUUGAGGACGCUGACGGGCGUCGUCGCGGCGCUCGUGGAGCAUCGCACGCGAGCGGAGAAGGAUCUGGACGACGAGGCGUUCUUGUGCGCCGCGGCGGACAACGGGGCGAAGACGCACGCGCCGGUCGCCGCGCUCGUCCCGGAGAUGGUGCGGCCGGACGACGCGGGCGGCGCGUCGGAAACGUGGACGGAUAAAAAGACGCGGAAGGCGACGGCGGCCGCGACCGAGGACGGGCCUCGUCCGGUCGGACGGGGGAGAGUGAAAGUGAAGCGGAAGACGGCGGCGACGGCGGCGGCGACGGUGGACGUGCCGUCGCUGAAGGUGACCCAACUGAAAGCGGAGCUCAAGGCGCGCGGCGCGUCCAUCGCCGGGAACAAAGCCGCGCUCGCGGCGCGUCUUCGGAGCGUCAUAGAAUCCAAACGAUGA